Molecule: messenger RNA, 957 nt
Organism: Fimicolochytrium jonesii
Lineage: Eukaryota; Fungi; Chytridiomycota; Chytridiomycetes; Spizellomycetales; Powellomycetaceae
Product: MAGE family-domain-containing protein
Exons: 7
Coding region: 1-957 (318 amino acids)
Biological process (GO): DNA repair
Cellular component (GO): nucleus
Source: RefSeq, a predicted model, not a curated record
AUGGUGAACAUCAUCUUCAAAUGGCUUGUCCCUAUUCUUGGAACACAACCCAGGCGCUCGAAUCGGCGACACGUGCAGGAGGACCACGAGGAAGAAGAGGAGGAGGAGACACAGGAUGUUCCCGAGGCUCAACAACAGAAUCAGCCUUCGCAGUCGGUGCCGGCUGCGUUGAGAUAUGUGCAGACGAAUAUGUCGGAGGAGGAUGUAAAUCGAAUGGUGAAAGACCUCGUACGGCUCGCAUUAGCGAUGGAGCAGCGGCGGCAGCCGUUGAAGAGGGAGGAUAUCACCAAGCGAGUACUGAAAGACCAUCCCCGAGCAUUCAACGUGGUGUUUGAGCGCGCGCAGGAGCGGUUACGGAGCACAUUUGGGAUGGAGAUGGCGGAGCUGACGACGAGGGACAAGCGGCAGACCGCUACUCAGGCUGCGCGGAGAGCGGCCACAGCGACCCAAACAGCCAAAAGCACAUCGACCAGGAGCUACGUCCUCCGCUCCACUCUCACACCACAAGAACGCGCGGCCGUCGUCGAUUGGGGCGAUGAGGAGUUCGUCAUGGUACUUCUGUGCAUCAUACUGGGAAUCAUUCUCGUGAAUGGAAAGCGGAUCGAAGAAGGCGACCUAACAACCUACCUAAAACGCCUCGGUCUCAACCUCACCUCCCCCCGCCCACACCGCACCCUCGGCCUCAUCUCCGACCACAUAACGACCUUCACAAAACACGCCUACCUCGACAAAGUCAAAACCCCCGGCGUCGACGCGGACGUGGUCGAGUACUCCUGGGGCCCGCGGGCGAAGGUCGAGUGCAGUGAAAGGGAUAUGGUCGCGUUUGUGGUGGGGGUGUAUCCGGAUCUGACGGUGGAGGUGAGGGAACGGUUGGAGAGGGAUGUGGGGCGGUUGGCGGGGUUGGAGAGGGAGGAGGAGGAGGGGGAGGAGGUUGGGGCGACCGGGGUGGGGGCGUAG